ACAUGUGCUGGGCGAGCGGGCAACACUAGCGCCGAGCUACUGGCGGGGCGCGGACGCACGAUACUGUCAACAAAACUAUCGCAACCAGCGUCCGACCCGCGAAUACCGGCGAAUCACUCCAUUACACCAUGCGACGACGCACCGACAGCAUGUGAACGGACUUUUAAUAGAACACUCCGACAUCCGCGCUCGUAGUAAUUGUAACAUCAUAAAUGUUGGUGGGCACCCUCGAGCAGCCGCAGCCCAGCCAUGAGCAUCAGCAGCAACUGGAGGGAGUACCUGGCGGCGCUCAGCGCGACGCUGAUCACGGCGGCGGCGGGCACCACGGUGGGCUGGACCUCGCCCACGCUGCCGCUGCUGCUGGACGGGGCCUCCCCCAUCCCCACCACCCGCGACCAGGCCUCGUGGAUCGCCUCGCUCAUGAUCUUGUGCUCAGCUGUGAGUCCCAUCCCGGCGUCCUACCUGGCCGACCGCAUAGGUACCAAGAAGACUCUCCUCCUCGCAGCCAUCCCCUACAUCGUGGGCUGGGUGCUCGUGAUGCUGGCCAGCAACGUGUUAACCAUCUACGCUUCCCGCCUAGUCUCAGGACUCGGCUACGGCAUCGCCUACACGGCGGCGCCCAUGUAUCUAGGCGAGAUCGCCUCAGACGAGGUCCGUGGCGCCAUGGCCACACUCAUCACUGUUAUGUCUAAGUUCGGUAUCCUGUCGCAGUACUUGAUCGGUCCCUACGUGUCCAUGCUGGGGCUGGCCAGCUUCAACAUCGCGAUCCCCAUCCUCUUCGUAGUAACGUUCACUGCCAUGCCUGAAUCUCCCUACUACUUCCUCAAGACGAAAAACCCCGACGAAGCGGAAAGGUCCCUAAAGAAGCUCAGGGGGAAAGCGUACAUUCGCGGAGAGUUGGACAGUAUGACGCAUCUAGUGAAUGAGAACAUGAAGGAGGACAGCAGCUGGGGGGAUCUGUUCACGGUGGGAGGCAACAGGAAGGGGCUGAUAAUCCUGAUGGGGAUCUACUUCACGCAGCAGUUCUGCGGCAGCACGGCGUUCAUUGCGUACGCGCAGGAGAUCUUCGCGGCGGCGGACGGCGGGCUCGGCGCCUCGGAGUCGUGCAUGCUGUUCGGGACAGUGCAGCUGCUGACGUCAGCACUGUCCUCGCAGCUGGUGGACCGCCUCGGCCGCAAGCCGCUCCUGCUGGUGUCCUCCUGCGGCGUCGGCCUCUCCAACCUCAUCAUCGGCGCCUACUUCUUCAUGAAGCACGAGAGCAGCGAGCUCGUCGCCGCCGUCCGCUUCAUUCCAAUCGUUGUGAUACCGAUCUUCAUAUUCUCCUACACGAUCGGGCUGGCGACGGUGCCGUUCGCGAUCACGUCGGAGAUAUUCCCCACUAAUAUUAAGUCGAAGGCGACGUGUGUGAUACAGAUAUUUGUGGCGCUGAUGACGUUUGCGGUGACGAAGUUGUACCAGGUGGUGGCGGACGGGCUGGGGCACUACGUGGCGUUCUGGGGGUUCGGGGCGCUGUCGCUGGCGGGCGUGGCCUUCAUCCUCGCCCUGCUGCCCGAGACCAAGGGGCAGUCCUUCGCCUCCAUCCAGGAGAAACUCUACUCGAAGAAGAAGUCUGUACUUAAGCAAAGCGAGAGCCUAAUGGGCAGCACACAUUUUAACAUUUAACUAGAAUGAUCUCAGAGUGCCGGCGGAGGUGGUGUAAUACUUAUUAUUAUUAUAACUAGGUAUAUAGAUGUAACUUAAUCACGUACUUAGUGAGCCGUCCGUGAGAUUUCAUACAUUCCUACACGAUGCAUGCAGAAGAAGAGGUAUGUCACGGACAUUGUUGUGUGAAUUUUGGUAUUUUAUUAUAAUUUAUUUCAGUAUGUGUUGGUACCUUAAGUACUGGAUUUACGGCUUAUAGCGGGUCUAACUAAGCUCUUUGAUUAGAAUAUAAGAAAUUAUUAAUUUAAGUUUUAAAACCAAAUUAAGUUUAAGGUUUUUAUGGUUACUAACCAGUGUUUAUCUAAUUUAAGAUUUAUAGUAAGUUUUAUAAACAAACAUUUCUUAUGAAUGAUAGUGAGAAAGGGCACAAAAAUAUUACCUAUACUUAUGUGAAUCGAUGUAUGAGUGCCUUAAUAUAAGUACAACUACUGUGUAAGUGAAAAUUAUAUUUAAGAGCUCUAAAUAUUUUUAUAAAAAUAUAUUAUUAAUUAUUACCAAACUGUACCAUGGCAAUUUUAACAAAAUAAUUAUAUGCAUACUUUAAAUCAUAAUAUCUACAUUGUUAAUGGAAAAUAUUUAAAAUAUCAUGAAUAUCAAAUGAACAAUUUACAAUACCUGUCUUCCAAUUAAAAUUUUGUGGUUCAAUAUAUUUACAAUACAACCAGAAAUGUU
Plutella xylostella (diamondback moth) is the source of this 2373-nucleotide messenger RNA. RefSeq names its product facilitated trehalose transporter Tret1. NCBI's taxonomy places the organism in Eukaryota, Metazoa, Arthropoda, Insecta, Lepidoptera, Plutellidae. Gene Ontology annotation, cellular component: membrane. Gene Ontology annotation, biological process: transmembrane transport. Gene Ontology annotation, molecular function: transmembrane transporter activity. The record is from RefSeq and is a predicted model, not a curated record.